CGGCGCAUUUCAACUCGCAUCCUCGUCGUCCUGUAUAUAUGAGUUCUUGACGCGAGCGAAUGUUUCGAGAGUUUCGUAAAAUGUCGGCCGUUCGUAUCAACAUCCGUCGUCAGUUGGAUACGAUGCAUGGUGCGAAGUCGUGUUGCGUUCAAACGUGUUUUGCAUCUCUCCGUUGCCUCGUGUCUCGAGUUUCCGACGCGCGUGAAUACUGGGAAUGUUUUAAAAGUGCCGAAAACGAAGGGUCAUGCCAAGUGUGAAUCAAGACGAAUCGUCGUAAGGAGGAUUUUGGAUUUUUCGAAUGUUCGACAGCAGCGUCUGAGACCUGAGACAGAGCUGAAUGGAGCGAACAGCGGCGAAAGUUAGAAGUUUCUCUGUCAAAAACAUUAAAAUUUCUCCGUCAGGGAUGUAUCUAUAUAUACACGCAUACACCAUGGUGCAAAGAAAUACAUGAACAUGACGCGACGCCGGUAACGCAGUAUGACGCAGUAUCACCUUUCGAUCGUUCUUAUAACCUUAUUUCGGACGUUUCAUGAAACGCUUACCUAAGUAGCAUUCGUAUUGCAAAGAGACAAAAGAUUCAGGAUGGCAUUGGGACAGAGAGCAUCUUUGCAGGUAAAGGAAUUGGUGAAUUUAUACAAAUCAUUAGCUGCAUAUCCAUCCUUGAGCAGUGCACAGAUUCUUGGUACUACAAGUGGCAGAUUGUCCAUACAAGGCUCGUGGUCACAAAGAAAUCUGGAGAGGAAGACAGAUCAACGCUUCUUACAGAAUUAUGACUUAAACUCAGACUUGACACCAGUUUCUAUUGGAUUUCCAGUUGAUAUUACCACAGAGUUGAUGUCCACCCUAACAAAGAAUGAAGAACGUAGAGCUGUGCUGCGACAAGUCACAAUUGAUAAUUCUACAAAACAGUUUAUAGAAAUCUGGGAUAAGCAACAUUUUGUGAAGAAUUAUGAUCUGUCUGCUCUGGAUGUCCAUGGCGAUGUUUACACAGAUAUGGAAUUUCGUUCAUUUGAGUGGUCUCCGGAUAAUACUAAGAUUCUAUAUAUAGCAGAAAAAAAGCUUCCCAAGUCAGAACCGUUUUAUAAGCAGAAGUCAUUGGAUAAGAAAGAUAAAGAAAAAAAAGAGGAUGAUGAAGCAACGGUGGGUAACGAAUAUAUUUACAAGCCACACUGGGGAGAGCAAUUAGUAGGUAAACACCGACCUGUUGUUGCUGUCCUUGAUACGACGAUGGACACCAUUACUGUGUUACCUGGAAUACCAGAUGAACUAUCUCCCGGCCAAGUAAUCUGGACAAAAGAUCAAGAUAUAAUCGGGGUUGCUUGGAAACAUGAGCCAAUAUACUUAGGCAUUACUGCGUGUACUAAUAGAUACUCUUGGAUAUUUGUAUUGAAAAAUGGAGAAUAUCGAAAUUUGUCUGAUGAAGGAUGUGCAGUGCACAGUCCUAGAAUCAGUCCUGAUGGAAAUUAUCUCGUAUGGUUGCAGAGGGAAACAGGUGCUGUGCCACAUCAUAACGUACACAAGCUUAUAUUGCGAGAUUUGAGAAUGGAAAAAGAUCAUACUAUCGAGAUUGUGGAAGCAGUGGGAACGAGUAAAACAAUUAAUCACAGCAAGCAAUUUUAUGGAAUAUAUGGUCGUUUACCUCGUCGUUGUUGGAGUGACGAUUCUCAGUACUUAUUUUUCAGUACUCCACAAAAGAACAAUAUCGUCUCAUAUAUCGUGAAUAUAAAUACAAAAGAUAUUACUGAGAUAAAAAAUGAUAAAAGCAGUCUUUCUGUACUGGAUGUAAAGGGGAAUGUGAUUGCGUUUCUAAACACGUCUUUAUUGCAACCUUCUAGCCUUAUGGUAGGUCGUUUUGAAAAUGAAGCAGCAAAUAGUGGCGAUAUCCCCAAGAUUGCACUUACAACUCCAAUGAAAAUUCCUGGUUUCGAAGAAAUGAUGUAUGAGCAAAAUGAAUAUAGUUAUAAUAAUGACGACAGCAUAAAGCAAUUUAACUAUAUUUAUUUCGGUCGAAAAAGUGGUAAAGUUCAAUCAGUACCUUUUAUAGUUAUACCACAUGGAGGACCUCAUAGCAGUUUUGCAAACACAUUUUCUCUAGAGUCGGCUUUCUUUAUAUUAGCAGGUUUCGCGGUAGUGCUAGUAAACUAUCGUGGCUCUACGGGGAUGGGCAGCGCGACGGUAGAGUAUCUUCAAGGAAAAGUCGGAAAUGUGGAUGUGAAGGAUUGUAUAACUGCUACGCAGGAAACGAUCAAGAAAUAUCCCUGGCUUGACUCUAAACGCAUAGGUCUUUGCGGCGGAUCUCACGGUGGAUUCUUGGUAGCACAUUUAAGUGGGCAAGCUCCAGAUCUGUUCAAAGCGGUAGUUGCUAAAAAUCCAGUAAUCGAUAUCUCAACCAUGUUCGGUACAUCCGACAUUCCAGACUGUCGCAAUGCUCUGACUAAGGAAGAGAAAAUAGCGUAUCUUCGUAAUGUGUGCGGUGUGGAGGCAGGUAUUCUUUACAAUAUCAUUACCGGUCCUUGGCCCGAAGACAUCGACAUGCUCGUAAAAAUGAGAAAAUGCUCACCCAUCAUACACGUAGAUAAAGUUAAGGCACCGACCUUGGUCUGUAUUGGAACAAAAGAUCUGCGAGUACCAUCUUCUCAAGGAACGAUGUGGUACAAUCGGCUCAAAAUUAACAAAGUGAAAACUAAAAUGCUCGUGUACGAUGACAAUCAUCAACUGUCAACUGCAUCAGCUGAGAUCGAUCAUAUUAUCAACGACUGUCUUUGGUUACUGGAACAUACAUCUAAAGAAUCCUAAGACAAAAAAUAAAUUGCUGCAUUUGAUUAUGUGUGUAUAUAUACAUAGAUCUUUAUUAUC
Solenopsis invicta (red fire ant) is the source of this 2856-nucleotide messenger RNA. RefSeq names its product acylamino-acid-releasing enzyme. Gene Ontology annotation, molecular function: serine-type endopeptidase activity. The coding region runs from base 583 to 2796 and encodes 737 amino acids. Lineage: Eukaryota; Metazoa; Arthropoda; Insecta; Hymenoptera; Formicidae. Gene Ontology annotation, biological process: proteolysis. The transcript is spliced from 16 exons. The record is from RefSeq and is a predicted model, not a curated record.